AUGAUAUCGGAUGCGCAGCCAUGUGACAGCUCUUCAGCAAAUCCGUACCUAUCGCAACCUGCUACUGCCGCCACUCGAUCAGCAGCCGAGUCGAUAUCGUGCGCAAGCAACAAGGGCAAGCACGAGACUCGACUGUACGUUGGCAACCUUCACGCAGCAGUAGACGAGUAUACAUUGAUCCAAACGUUUAGCAAGUUUGGCAAGAUUUCAAAACUCGACUUUCUCUUCCACAAGAGCGGACCGCAGCGAGGACAACCGCGAGGCUAUGCUUUUGUCGAGUAUGCUUCGCCGCAAGAAGCUAUGCAGGCGGUGGCGGGCGCGCACAACAAGACGCUCAAGGGCAGAAGCAUCUCAGUGACGUUUGCGACCAAGAGUGCCGAUGGCAACGCUCCCACUGGCAUCGGUCCACAUCGGCGAGAUCGCAGAACAGCGGCGACCGAGAGCGACAUGCUCAAGACCACACAACUCAGCUUGAGCAAGAAUGCCAAACAACCUCAAGGCACCAACGCCAAAAUCGCAGCUAUGGAAGCCAAGCUUGCCAAGCUUCGACAGGUCAAAGCGCCACCAGUUCAACCUGCUUCAACAUCGGCUCACCUACGCGCUGGCGUUGCGUCAUUGCCCGCCAAGCCCACGUUCAGCCCCACAGACGCAACACGCAAACCAAUGCAGCAGCAGCGACCACGAUAG
Molecule: messenger RNA, 687 nt
Organism: Mycosarcoma maydis (corn smut)
Lineage: Eukaryota; Fungi; Basidiomycota; Ustilaginomycetes; Ustilaginales
Exons: 1
Coding region: 1-687 (228 amino acids)
Molecular function (GO): RNA binding
Source: RefSeq, a predicted model, not a curated record